This is a messenger RNA of Caenorhabditis auriculariae, 1531 nucleotides long. The record is from the annotation of a GenBank genome assembly. NCBI's taxonomy places the organism in Eukaryota, Metazoa, Nematoda, Chromadorea, Rhabditida, Rhabditidae.
AUGAUCUAUUCCCACAUAGCAGCGUCUAGCUUUCUGCCUAGUAGAACAAAGAGAAUAGCUAAACAAGGCAACGGAGAUGAUCCAUGGUCAAGGUAGUUUUUUUCUUGUGAUGCCGCGUGUUGACCGAGGUUCGCUUUUUUUUUUUGUCCAGUCAUUGCAAAUAAUUUUAGAUUUACGAAGAUGUUAUUUCCUAAGACUUCGAGUAAAAGGUGAUGAACCUCUGGAUGUGGUGAAAAAUGUAUCUCCUCCAGAAUCACCAAUCAGGAAGCCGGCAGUGGUCGACAUAAUACGUGGGUUUCAGAAAAAAAGUUAUCAACUUUUGAGUUUUAGGAAAAAUUAAAAAAUACUUUCAUUCUCAAGAUCUUCGUGGUUAUCAGAGUGACCCUCCCAUUUGAUGGACACCUUUUCCAAUCAAAAUUUUCCAGCAAUAAACCCUCAUCUGCACCGUCGAUCUCGGCAUCCACCUUCUCGAGCAAGCACCAGAAGAAUAAGGUUCAAAGAUUACUUUUCUGAAAGUUCCACAUUUUUUUUAGUUGGAGCAGCGGCAGACCUCAAACGAGAGAAAUCUCACCAACAUUUUCUGAACCCGAUUUUUCUAACCGACCUCCGAAGUCGGUGCAAAGUAUCAGGCAAAGCAAAUCAGAAACCUGGCUACUUGACGGUUGGAUUAAUGAACAAAUUUUAAUUUUUUUUUUCUUUCAGAUUAUCAAAAAGCUCCAACUCCUGUUGUUACACCAAUCAUCAGAAAGAAGUUUGCCAAAUUUUUGAAUUUCCAAGGAACACAUGUCUUACAGAAAACCUUCCAAAAAACCAAAAACUCGACCAGGAACAGUAAAUCAAACUAAAAUAGGAGACUCUCAUUCUAUGAAAGUUCGAAAACAUCAGGUAUUUCAAAAAAAUCCUUCAUUCAAUAAAAUUCAUAGGACUUGCGGUACCAACAAGAUAAAGCGAGAACUCAAAGCUCUAAACAGCCCGUCUCCAUUCUCAGAAAAGCCAGGUCGGAGAUAAAUCUCGGACCUCGUCCAACGGAGCCACUGAUGAAAUCGGCAACCAACAAGGUUUCAAAAACCAUUCUGUCCAUUUUCAAAAAAACUUUUCUCGAAAAAAUAUAUCAAGUUAUCUCAUACUGAAGAAAGAGACAAAAAUCUAAUCAUCUGAUCCAGGUUUUUUUAUAGCUCUUUUUCAUGUAGAUUGAACAGUUUUGGUGUUCUUGGAAGUCUGACAAUCUUUCUAUUUGAAGCUUCUGAUUAACUUUUACAAUACGAAAAAUCAAUAAAAAUCACUGAAAAAUUAUAAAAUCAGUAAACAGCCAAGUUUUUAUUCUCCCUGUUGUCUUUUUUUCAAAAAGCUAUUCGAUGAGAAUUUUAAAUUUUUGGUCGUUCAAAUCCCAAAUUUUCAACUUAUCAAAAAACUUGAUGAAGAUCCAAUUCAUAUUAUAAUUUGAGGGGAAGAAGCCCAGAACACAUCCGCCACGUUGGAAACACAUCGGCGAUCCAACGAUGAAGGCCUACAAUACCCGCCAAGAUCAUAA